AUGGAUCCUCCUGGUUUAGCAGAGGGACCAUGCAUAGGUUGCAGCACCAUAACGGACCGUCUCGUCGCCUCAGAUCGAGUCUUCCACAAUCUCCACAAUGAAAGAAUGCGCGACAAAGACCACAAACUUCGAGAAAGCGAAAAAAAGAUCCGCGAUCUAGAAGCUCGGGUUGAAACUAUGAAGCAAGAAGCAAUUCUCAUGAAGCCAUUCCUGAAAAUAGGCAUACAGUUACGAACUCAAAAAGUCUCGACGGAGAAGUCAAAGAUGGGUUCGACGACAAAUAUAAAAAUCGCAGAAUCAGGGGAGGAAUUACUCAAUGUUGGUAAUGCCAUAGCAGACGCACUUUUGUAUCAAGAUAUCGCUGGGGAGUACAGACGGACAGAUGUCGAGGUUUAUAAACGUAUGUACGCUGGAUUUCACCCUGAUUUCAUCCUGGCCAGUAAAGACUGCACUCGCUUUCUCAAUAUACUCAGCUGGCGUCGUACUAUGGCUUUCUUCUACGAGCAAUCGUAUUACGAGAAGGAGAAGUUUCAGUACACGGUUUUCGCACGUCAGAGUUUGAAAAUGAAGGUUAAGCAGAGAAGAUGGUCUGGAGAGGAGUUUGAGACAUACUUCAGAACUGAUAGGGAAGGAGAAUUCGCAUAUCGAGAUAUGAAGGAUGAAUAUGAGGUCGAGUUGGAAAAAUAUCGUGAUUUCGUAAGGAGAGGUAGCAAGAAGAAUCUUUGUGGGUUCGUCGCGAAGCUUUGGUCCAAAUGA
Messenger RNA from Sclerotinia sclerotiorum 1980 UF-70, 756 nucleotides. RefSeq lists its product with no specific name. The transcript has a single exon. Lineage: Eukaryota; Fungi; Ascomycota; Leotiomycetes; Helotiales; Sclerotiniaceae. Bases 1 to 756 code for a protein of 251 amino acids. The record is from RefSeq and is a predicted model, not a curated record.